UUGUGCCUAAAUCAAGAAAGUCCAAAGGGAAUUGGAGGGUUGUGAAUAAUCCAUCUGCACCGCACACGCCCAAUCACCGUCCUCCCCCAUCUUCACUCGAUUCCCAUUCCGAUGCCCGGCCUCCUUUUCUUUUCCACCCUUCAUUUUUCAUUUUCCUUCUCUUUCUCCCCCUCAUUUUGCUAUAUAUUGCCUCCUCCCAACUUUCGAAUUCCCUUCCCUCUCUCCCUCUCUCCCUCUCUCCCUCUCCUCCGCCGGAUUCUUCUUUCUUUUCUCUUCCCUCACAUCCAAUUUGUUUCCUUCAUAUAGAUGCUAGAAAUCUUAUCGUUAACGCUUCAGAUUGAUGUCUCCAGUUCUCAGUGAAAUCCUCCGCUCCGGUUUCAUCAUAACCUCUUCUCUCCGCCGCCGUACCCAUUUAGUUCAGUCUUUCUCCGUCGUAUUCCUCCACUGGUUCUACGUCUUCUCAUGAACCAUUUCCCCUCACUCCCAUUCUAGUGUAUUUUUAGUUUGAUCUCUUCUUAUAUAUUCCCAAAACAUCAAAACCAACCCCCCACCCCUGAAUUUAGCUUCUGGGUCUAUCAAUCAAGUGUAAAUAUAGAAAUCUCUCUCUAUAUAUAUAUAGUUAUAUAUAAAUAUAAUAGUGAUUUAAGUGUUGUGUUAUUGUCGUUGUUUUGUUUUUGUUAUGGACUGUUGUAGUGGGAAUUCUUCAGGUUCAUUAUCUCAGAUUGCGGUUCAGAACCAGAGCUCUGGUUCUGAAGAAGAGCUGAGGCAAUUGCUGGACCAAAGGAAAAGAAAACGAAUGCAAUCGAAUCGGGAAUCGGCGAGGAGAUCGAGGAUGCGAAAACAGCAGCACUUGGACGGGCUGAUGGCGCAACUGAGUCAGCUUAGGGAAAACAAAAACCAAAUCAUUUCAAGAAUUAAUCUCGCGACCCAACUCUUUCUCAACGUUGAGGCACAAAAUUCUGUUUUGAGAGCGCAGGUUGUGGAACUUACCCAUAGCUUAGAGUCCCUAAACCAGAUCCUGUCCCACAUCGUCGACGACAACAACCACCACCACCAAGAAGAACAACAUAAUUUUCUUCAAAACUUUUAUGAUUUUGAUCAAACCCCAUUGUUCAUCAACUCCUUUUUCCUCACCCAACAGCCCAUUGUGGCUUCUGCUGAUCAUCACGUGCUUCACUACUGAUCCACUUCCGCCAUUGAUUUAAGGAAGCCUCUAGUUUAAAUCUUAAUCUAAUAUCUUCUAUGCUUUGUGUUCAUGGAUUGGAAUCAGAUCAGAUCGGUCAAUCGUAGGGAAUUUUGAAGUGAAACAUAUUUAUAUUAAAUAAAUUCUAGUUUCAUAUAA
Cucurbita maxima (winter squash) is the source of this 1342-nucleotide messenger RNA. Its product is annotated as bZIP transcription factor 11-like. The record is from RefSeq and is a predicted model, not a curated record. Gene Ontology annotation, biological process: positive regulation of DNA-templated transcription. The transcript has a single exon. Gene Ontology annotation, cellular component: nucleus. Lineage: Eukaryota; Viridiplantae; Streptophyta; Magnoliopsida; Cucurbitales; Cucurbitaceae. Gene Ontology annotation, molecular function: transcription cis-regulatory region binding; DNA-binding transcription factor activity. Bases 680 to 1183 code for a protein of 167 amino acids.